AUGAACAAUGUUUCAGAAAUUUCUCAUUUUUUUCUCUCAGGUUUAAAUGAGACAAGGAAUUACCAAUCAACUCUUUUCUUUCUCACUUUCUUGUGUUACGUUAUAAUCAUUCUUGUAAAUGUUUGUGUUGUUUUGACUAUAGUCUUGAAUAAUGAACUCCAUGAACCAAUGUAUAUUCUGCUCUGUGCUAUUUGCAUGAAUUCCCUUUAUGGAACAGCAGGUUUCUAUCCUAAAUUUCUGUCAGAUCUGCUCUCUCCUGUUCAUGUCAUCUCUUAUUCAGGAUGCCUUCUGCAGGCUCAGGUGUUGUACUCCUUCGCCUGCAGUGAUCUGUCCAUCCUUGCCCUCAUGGCAUAUGACCGUUAUCUGGCUAUAUGUCGACCACUGGAGUACCACUCCGUCAUGUCAAAGAAAAGAGUCAUCACUUUGGUUUGUCUUGCUUGGUCAAUACCUUUCUGCAUUAUGGCUGUAAACACUAUCCUUGCAUAUAGGUUGAAGUUAUGCAGCCCAUACAUUAAUCGAAUCAUCUGUUUGAUCUGGAGCAUUGUUGUGCUUGCUUGUUUUCCAUCUGAAAUGACUGUUAACAGCGUAGUAUCAUAUAUUACAAUAUUAAUUUACGUAAUUCACUUUUUGUUAAUUUUGUGGUCCUAUAUGUUUCUCAUCAAAACUUGUGUUGGUUCUUUAGAAAACAGGAGAAAGUUCAUGCAAACAUGUGUGCCACAUUUGAUCUCGCUGUGCACUUUUUCUCUAACUAUCCUUUUUGAUGUUAUAUAUAUUCGAUUUGGCUCAAAAGAUUUACCUCAAACAAUUAAAAACUUCAUUUGUAUAGAAUUUCUCAUCAUUCCUCCUAUAAUGAAUCCACUUAUUUAUGGGUUUAAGUUGAGUAAAAUACGAAAUAAAAUUUUAAGUGUGGCCACUAUGAAAAUGAAAUAA
Xiphophorus maculatus (southern platyfish) is the source of this 930-nucleotide messenger RNA. RefSeq names its product olfactory receptor 11H6-like. The transcript has a single exon. Gene Ontology annotation, cellular component: membrane. Lineage: Eukaryota; Metazoa; Chordata; Actinopteri; Cyprinodontiformes; Poeciliidae. Gene Ontology annotation, biological process: G protein-coupled receptor signaling pathway. The record is from RefSeq and is a predicted model, not a curated record. Bases 1 to 930 code for a protein of 309 amino acids. Gene Ontology annotation, molecular function: olfactory receptor activity; G protein-coupled receptor activity.